GCUCCUGGCUUCCGGAGGGGAGGGAGGACAGGAACAAGAUCCCGAUCUAUGGGAAACAAAAGAAAGUAGUUUGGAGAAUUUAUUAGCAAACACCAUCUGAACGUAAUGAAAACUAUUUUGGUAUUUCCAGUGCUUUAGAUCCUUGGCUUGGAUUGUGAAGGAAGCAAAGGGAAAGGACAUAAAAUGCAUCACAAGAGGCAGAGGAAAGGAAUAGGAGAUAAAUUUACCCUGUCUUUUCCCUUUUCUGCAGCCUCCCUUCAAAGCCUAGUCUUUCUCAACUGUGCAUCUGCACCACUCUGGUAUUCUCAUGUGUCUCUUCUUUCACUGGUCUCCAGGAGAAUGGCUUCCUAGUGAUCUGAGAAGAAAUGGAAUCUGCUCUCUGGAGUAGAAGCGGCUACCAGUGAGCCAGUUUGCUGACGCCAGUCAUGGCUGCAACAAUGAGUCCCCAGGCGUACCCAUCCCCAAGUGAGGACUCCACAGAGGGACAGCAGUCAGCCCUUCCCAGCAAUGGCUCUGACUCUGAAACUUCCCGCCAACACUUCAGGCACUAAUGCUCCCAGGAGGUAGCUGGCCCCCAUGAAGGAUUUAGCAAGCUCUGGGAACUCUGCUGUCAGUGGCAAAGACUAAGACACACUCAAAAGAGCAAAUACUGGAGCUGCUGGUUUUGGAGCAGUUUCUCACCAUCUUGCCACAGGAGAUCCAGACCUGGGUGAGGGAGCAACAUACAGAAAAUGGUGAGGAAGCUGUGGCUCUAGUUGAGGAUGUACAGAGUGCGUCUGGGCAACAGAGUCCAGCAUGUUUCUGUUCUCUCAGGUCUUGAGAUCACGAAUGGAACUAAAAACGAGAAUCGAAAAUGGGAAGAUCCAGAGGAGGCAGAAGUGAAGAAGGCCCUUUGGAGAAAGUCUAGUGGCCUUUUUUGCCACCCUGAGACCAAGAGAGACAGGAAGGGUGAGCCUAUGCCGAGAGAGCCACAGAGACGUUCUCCAGAUGAGCGUGAGGGGACGGCCCCGUCCCAGGACGGCCGUCAGCAGACACUCUGUGCUGGAGAGAAGGCCCGAGCAAAUCUGAGCAGAGAAACCUGCUCUCAGGGAUCUGUCUGUCGCCACCAGCCAGGCGCCAAACUGGAAAAAGCUUCUAAGUGUCAGGAAUGGGGGAAAAGCUUUAGCCGAGGUCCUUACCUUGUUGGGCAUCGGAGAAUCCACACGGGAGAAAAGCCGGACAAGUGCGGCGAAUGCGGGAAAGGCUUCAGCGAGCGCUCCGACCUCACUGCCCACCUAAGGAUGCACAUGGGGGAGAGACCCUACCGCUGUGGGCAGCGUGGGAAAAGCUUCAACCAGAGGUCCGGCCUCAGUGUCCACCGGAGGACCCACACCGGGGAGAAGCCUUACCGGGGCACCGUCUGUGGGAAGAGCUUCAACAACAGCUCCCGGCUCAGCGCUCACGGGCGAGCCCACGCCCGGCGGAGCCCCCACCCGUGUGUACAGCGUGGGAGAAGCUUCGGCAGCGGCUCCCACUCCAGUGGCCACCAGAAAACGCACACCGGGGAGAAGCCUCACAACUGCUCGUGUGAGAGAAGCUUCGCUAAGCUCCGUGCCCCCAUCUGCCAUCAGGGGGCACACGAGGACGACACCUCACAUCGCCAGGAAGGGACACACGGUACGGGGCUGGAGAGCCAACAGGCCAAUUCCUCCCGUGUCACCGUGGACUUCCAUCUGCUCUCAAGAAAGGGGGCUGCGGGGUCCAAAGUCCUGCCAGAAAUCGAGGGAACGUCUACCUCCGAGUCGAUCACUGCUGUGUAUCCCAGUCACCCAGAGAAGACGGCAAUGGCUCAGGCCACCAGGUACUACUACUCUAAGUGA
Neofelis nebulosa (Clouded leopard) is the source of this 1859-nucleotide messenger RNA. It is a transcript of the gene ZSCAN32, whose product is annotated as zinc finger and SCAN domain containing 32. NCBI's taxonomy places the organism in Eukaryota, Metazoa, Chordata, Mammalia, Carnivora, Felidae. The record is from RefSeq and is a predicted model, not a curated record.